Bactrocera tryoni is the source of this 770-nucleotide messenger RNA. It is a transcript of the gene Rab18, whose product is annotated as ras-related protein Rab-18. Lineage: Eukaryota; Metazoa; Arthropoda; Insecta; Diptera; Tephritidae. Gene Ontology annotation, molecular function: GTP binding; GTPase activity. Bases 111 to 698 code for a protein of 195 amino acids. The record is from RefSeq and is a predicted model, not a curated record. The transcript is spliced from 4 exons.
UACACAGUGUCAAAAAUUUCGACAUACAGCUUAAUUAAACAAAACUACAUAUAGAUAUUUACGAUUUUACGUAGAAUUCUUUUUGAAAAAUCGUCAUCACAUACAUUGAAAUGAACGACAGAACUAUUAAAUUGUUGAUUAUUGGAGAAAGUGGAGUUGGAAAGUCAAGCCUCAUUCGUCGAUUUGUUGAAGAUAAAUUUGAUGACAAUCACGAUGUAACUAUUGGCAUGGAUUUCAAAAGCAAAGUUAUAAAUAUUGAUGGCCUUGAGUAUAAAUUAGCACUUUGGGAUACUGCAGGUGCUGAAAGAUUCCGAAGUCUCACUCCCAGCUUUUAUAGAAAGGCGUUGGGAGCUGUAUUAGUGUAUGACAUCACUAACCGCGAAUCAUUAACCAAAUUAGAAGCGUGGCUUGCAGAGCUUGAAAAUUAUAGUGACAAUCCAAACAUAGCUACUAUAGUAGUAGGAAAUAAAGUCGAUAAAGAACGUGUUAUUAGCCGUGAAGAAGGUUUGAAAUUCGCUCGAAAACAUAGAGCUCUUUUUCUUGAGGCGUCCGCAAAGGGUGAUAAAUUUGUUGCAGACGUUUUUAAAGAAAUAGUUGAAAAGAUUGUGUCAUCGGACUAUUAUAAUUUUUCUCAAAAUGGAGGUACAGUUGACGUAAGUGCCGAGGAAGAGACGGGUGCAUCAAACUGCAGAUGUUGAUAUUUGUUUACAAUACACACUGUAUGUAAUUUUGUAAAAACAAUAUAUAUGUAAGUCAAGUAAUCAUCUAUU